CAGAAGGUAGAUGUGGGCUUCUCCCUUUGGGUUGAGAGUCCUGGGAAGCGCUAAAAGUGCCUUGCGGAGAUUUUCAAGUCUUUCCUCUCUUGCAAGCGGAGUCCCAACCCCACACAACCCACCCCUGCGUUUGCUUUUCCAAGAGUCGGUGACCAGGCGGACUUUUCCUUGCGGGUUCUUCCUCCUUUUCCCCAAGCCCGUGCCAACGCGCCUGGGCUGCCAUCGCCGUCGUCUGUCCUCAGCGGCCACGCAAAAGCCCUGCGUGCACGGCGCCGCGUUUUCCCAACGCAAAGCCCCUGGUAAGGUAAACCGCCCCUACGCAGCUGCGCUGCUGCAGAUGCUGCCCACCGGUGUUCGCACUUGCUCGCUGCAGCACGGCGUUGACCCCGACGUGUUUGGAAAAGAACGGAAGGGAUCGGAGUCGUGCUCCACACCGGCGUCUCCGCCACGACCCCUCAAGUUGUUCUGUGCCGACGGUCGGGUAUCCUUAGAGACGUACGUGGGAAAAUGCACCCGUUUGCUCCUGCAAUUUGCUCCCGCAAUUUCAGGAGCCAAACUAGUAAAAUCCCGUCACGUCGGUGCGAAGUUGUUAAUGAGGUGUCCUACUCAGUAGAAACCCAGAGAAUCCUUUGAUUAAAACCAGUCCGAGUGGCAGAGGCUGA
Molecule: messenger RNA, 662 nt
Organism: Grus americana (Whooping crane)
Lineage: Eukaryota; Metazoa; Chordata; Aves; Gruiformes; Gruidae
Exons: 2
Coding region: 11-613 (200 amino acids)
Source: RefSeq, a predicted model, not a curated record